AUGUCCAAACCAAUCCAACUAGCCAGAGCAUUAGUACCGCCGCUUUCCCCUUCUCUCCAUAAAGGCCAAGCAGGCAGACUCGGCGUCGUUGGCGGCAGCAAGGACUACACAGGUGCGCCAUUCUUCUGUGCCAUGUCUGCGAUGCGCAUAGGUGUCGACCUGGCCCACAUAAUCUGCGAGCCAAAAGCAGGCGAUGCGAUCAAGACAUAUGCACCCGAUUUGAUAGUGCACAGGGUACUAGCAGAGGAUGACCCUAUCGAGCACAUCCGCACAGCAAUCGACGACAUCGUCGCCCGAUUGCACGUCCUUGUUGUAGGUCCAGGCCUGGGGCGGGAUGAGCACAUGCAGGCUUGCGCUGGUGCUGCUAUUUCCGCCGCACGAAGCCGCAAUAUCCCCCUCGUCAUCGAUGCAGAUGGAUUGUGGUACCUCAACAACCACCCAGAGUCACUGACUGGUUAUCCCAACGCUAUUAUCACGCCCAACGUUAUGGAAAUGAAGCGUCUUUGUGGGGUUCUGGGUAUUGAUCAAGGUGUUGAUGCACUAGAAGAUGGUAAAGUCGCCAAGCAAGUCUCACAGAAGCUGGGAGGUGUUACAGUGCUGCAGAAAGGCGCUGUGGAUUGCAUCACGAAUGGUAGACAUGUUCUUACUGUUGAUGCUCCCGGCAGCUUGAAACGCUGUGGUGGUCAAGGUGACGUGCUUAGUGGUGCUACAGGCACAAUGCUAGCGUGGGGUGUGGUAUAUGCGAAUGGAAUUGGCAGCCACAAAAAAAUUCAAGUGCCUCACCAAGACAUAGAGCUGUACGCUGCUUACGGUGCAGCUGCAUUCACGCGCGAGUGCAGUCGCAGAACAUACGCAGACAGUGGACGCAGUAUGAUAACGCAGGAUAUGCUCAGCCAUCUCAGUGGGAGUUACGAGGCUAUUCUCAGUCCAGAUAAUUUGUAA
Molecule: messenger RNA, 942 nt
Organism: Wallemia ichthyophaga EXF-994
Lineage: Eukaryota; Fungi; Basidiomycota; Wallemiomycetes; Wallemiales; Wallemiaceae
Product: ATP-dependent (S)-NAD(P)H-hydrate dehydratase
Exons: 3
Coding region: 1-942 (313 amino acids)
Biological process (GO): metabolite repair
Molecular function (GO): ATP-dependent NAD(P)H-hydrate dehydratase activity
Source: RefSeq, a predicted model, not a curated record